AUGGGAGCUGGCGCUAAAGCUGAUCCAUCACGUAUACAAAUGAGUGAUAUCAGUUUAACAAUUGAGGAUCCACUUGCCAGGACGGUCAGACGUCGUCUUAAAAAGAUGGGUGUAAAAUCAGGGAUAACAGUCGUCUAUUCUACAGAAAAACCAAAUAUUAAGCUAUUACCAUUAGACGAAAGCAGAAAAGACAAUCCUCAAGAUUUUGCAACUUUGCCUGAUUUCAGAUGUAGAAUCCUUCCCGUAUUAGGCACUAUUCCUGCAAUGUUUGGAAUGUCGAUUGCCACAUAUAUCAUAACAAAAAUAGCGGGAUAUCAUAUUGAACCAUUAUUAAAUAAAAAUCGUGAAUCACUAUAUUCAAGAUUGCAUCGUGAUCUGUUAAAUCGUGAAACUAGGAUUUAUGGUGUAGAUAAUAUUCCUUUGGAUGUGCAUGAGAUUGGAUAUAUUUAUGAUGAGAUAUGGAGAAGCAAAAGUGCAAUAUCUGGAUCUUGCGAAAAGCCAGCCCUUAUAAGAUGGAAUAAAGGCGAGCCAUUAACUACACAAAAUUGUGUGGUUAUGACAAAAACAGAAGUAAAAGAGCAUGAAAAACUUCAAGUAAAACCUGAAGAGCACUACCCUUCCGAAAUAGUAGAUUUGGUACAUGCCAGAUUUAAAGAAGAAAAAGAGAUUUCUAGAUUUCGCUAA
This is a messenger RNA of Entrophospora candida, 684 nucleotides long. The record is from the annotation of a GenBank genome assembly. NCBI's taxonomy places the organism in Eukaryota, Fungi, Glomeromycota, Glomeromycetes, Entrophosporales, Entrophosporaceae.